AAACAACCCAGAUUCCACCCAUGGUUUUUCCCUUCUCUCCAACUAUAUAUAUACUCAAAAAUUCACGGGCAUGUUUCAACCAGCCCCAUUCACUGCGCAUCCUUCACAUUCUUCUGGAAUUCCACAGCUCAUUGUCGCUGAUAUCCUCUCUGUCUUCCGAGCUUCUUGCAUCUUGCUCUGCUGUCUCUGGGGCAAGGCCUUGUUUUCAAGCCUGCUUCUCUGGAACACAAGGAGAGGUUUCAGGGAAUUCCCACUACUGCCAUAUAAUCGGACAUAGGAGAUUGCCUUGAGAUUUGGUGGGUAAGGAGAUGGAGAUUGAAUACUUGUCUAGCGAUCAAGGGACUGACAAUGAAAGCACCAGGAGCUCCAGAGUCUCCGGCAGAAGUAACAAUAGUAGCAGGAGAAGUGCAAGAUUCAAGGAUGAGGACCGCUACGUUGAGAUUACCCUGGAUGUUCGCGAUGACUCGGUUUUGGUGCAGAACGUCAGGAGUGCUGAUACAGAGGGACCCUUUUUAGCCAACCAACUCGAAAGGCGGCCUUCCUUUGGCUCACAGCUCUCGUUUAAGCUAAGACAGGUCUCGCAGGAGCUGAGGCGGAUGACUUCUUUUAGCAGGCUUCACAAGGUUGACCGGAGCAAGUCUGGUGCUGCCCGUGCCUUACAAGGCCUGCGGUUUAUGAAUAAAAACGUGGGAAGUGAAGGGUGGAUUGAGAUUGAAUUGCGCUUCGAUGAAUUGGCUGUUAAUGGAGCACUUCCUAAAUCCCGGUUUGGCCAAUGCGUAGGAAUGAGUGGAUCAAGCAAAUUUGUGGAUGAGUUGUUCGAUGCACUUGCUCGUAGGAGAGGCAUAACGACAAUGUUCAUAACUAAGGCUGAGCUGCACGAGUUUUGGCAACAGAUUUCUGAUACCAGUUUUGAUGCUAGGCUGCAAACCUUCUUCGACAUGGUGGACACGAAUGCAGAUGGAAGAAUCACAGAAGAAGAUGUGAAAGAGGUCAUUGCACUAAGUGCUUCCGCAAAUAAGUUGUCUAAGAUCCAGGACCAGGCAGAGGAGUAUGCUGCUCUGAUCAUGGAAGAGCUAGAUCCAGAUAACCUCGGAUACAUUGAGUUGCACAACUUGGAGAUGCUACUUUUGCAAGCCCCGAAUCACUCGACCAACCGUGCCUCAGAUAGUCGCAUUCUCAGCAAGCUACUAAGCGAAAAGCUAAUCCCAACCAGGGAACCAAACCUAAUAAAGAGAUGCUACAGGCGCUUUGCCUAUUUUGUCGAGGACAACUGGAAGCGAAUAUGGAUCGUGGCCCUGUGGCUCUCCAUUUGUGCAGGGCUUUUCACAUGGAAAUUCAUUCAGUAUAAACAUAGGGCAGUAUUUCAUGUCAUGGGCUACUGUGUCACCACUGCAAAGGGUGCUGCCGAGACGUUGAAGUUCAAUAUGGCUCUCAUUCUCCUACCAGUAUGCAGAAACACCAUUACAUGGCUGAGAAGCAGGACAAAAUUGGGAACAGUAGUUCCCUUUGAUGACAACAUUAACUUCCACAAGGUAGUUGCCCUCGGAAUUGCAAUUGGAGUAGGGUUGCAUGCGGGUGCACAUUUAACCUGUGACUUCCCCAGGCUACUGCAUGCUACUGAUGAAGAGUAUGAGCCUAUGAAGCCAUUUUUCGGUGAUGACCGGCCUGAUGAUUAUUGGUGGUUUGUGAAAGGAACCGAAGGUUGGACUGGUGUCGUGAUGGUGGUGCUCAUGGCCAUUGCCUACACAUUAGCUCAACCAUGGUUCCGCAGGAACCGGCUAAACCUUCCUAAAAACCUCAAGAAGUUGACAGGGUUCAAUGCCUUUUGGUACUCUCACCAUCUAUUCGUUAUUGUCUACAUACUCUUCGUCAUCCAUGGAUACUUCCUCUACCUUUCCAAGAAAUGGUACAAGAAAACAACAUGGAUGUAUCUUGCUGUCCCUGUUAUACUGUAUGCAUGUGAGCGCCUGAUUCGAGCAUUCCGAUAUGGUUCUAAGACAGUCCACAUUCUAAAGGUUGCUGUCUAUCCCGGGAAUGUGUUGGCACUGCACAUGUCUAAACCUCAGGGAUUCAAGUACACUAGUGGGCAGUAUAUAUUUGUGAACUGCUCAGCUGUCUCCCCAUUCCAAUGGCACCCCUUCUCUAUAACAUCAGCUCCAGGAGAUGACUAUCUAAGCAUCCAUAUCCGAACCUUGGGUGACUGGACCUCCCAGCUCAAAGCUGUCUUCUCUAAGGUUUGCCGUCCUCCAAGCAGUGAUCAAAGUGGCCUACUAAGGGCUGACAUUGCCAGAGAUCUUUACGAGCCCAGGCUGCCAAGGUUAUUGAUUGAUGGCCCCUAUGGAGCUCCAGCACAGGACUACAAGAAGUAUGAUGUCCUCCUCCUCGUGGGUCUUGGCAUCGGGGCAACCCCGUUGAUCAGCAUAGUCAAAGACGUGCUCAACAACAUCAAGCAACAGAAGGAGAUAGAAGAAGAGACGGUAGAUCAAAGCGGCGUUAAGGGUAAUAAGAGAAAGCCUUUUGCCACUAGACGGGCUUACUUCUAUUGGGUUACUCGCGAGCAAGGGUCAUUCGAAUGGUUUAGAGGGGUGAUGAAUGAGGUGGCUGAGAAUGACCAAGGGGGGUUGAUCGAGCUCCACAACUACUGCACCAGCGUGUAUGAAGAAGGAGAUGCCCGGUCAGCCCUCAUAGUGAUGCUUCAAGCGAUGCAGCAUGCUAAAAAUGGGGUGGAUAUCGUCUCAGGAACAAGAGUGAAGACUCAUUUCGCUAGGCCAAAUUGGCGCAAAGUUUUCAAACAUGUUGCUAUUAACCACAGCGAUCAACGAGUUGGAGUGUUCUACUGCGGUGCGGCUGGGCUGGUCGGAGAACUGAGACAGCUAGCUCAAGAUUUCUCCCGGAGAACAGACACCAAGUUUGAUUUCCACAAGGAAAACUUCUAGCUAGAUUGAUAUAUUAAUUUCAUGAUCCAUACUAUAUAUAUAUUUGCUUCUCUUCUCUCAACUGUAUAUCUUCCCCUAUAUUUCCUGUUGUAGUUAAGAUAUAUCAUAUAUAUAUAUAUAUAUAUAUAGCACUUUUGUUUUCAAUUUUGUUCCACCAUGGCAAAUCAAGAGCGGUGUAUUAAUUCUUUAAUUUCUGGUUAUCAUUCUUAAAUCACUAGGUUAGGUAAUUGGGUUUAAUUUCCCGGCAAAUUUGUAUAAGAUUUGAACAUUUAGCAAAGACUGCUUACUGCUCAAACUGAUGAAUGCAGUCAAUAAACAGCACGCU
Messenger RNA from Diospyros lotus (date-plum), 3261 nucleotides. RefSeq names its product respiratory burst oxidase homolog protein B-like. The record is from RefSeq and is a predicted model, not a curated record. Gene Ontology annotation, molecular function: NAD(P)H oxidase H2O2-forming activity; calcium ion binding; peroxidase activity. Gene Ontology annotation, cellular component: plasma membrane. Bases 309 to 2936 code for a protein of 875 amino acids. The transcript has 13 exons. Lineage: Eukaryota; Viridiplantae; Streptophyta; Magnoliopsida; Ericales; Ebenaceae.